AUAUUUCGAUUUGCUAUGAUUUUACUGCAAUGUAAAAUGGUUAUUAUGUUACGCCAAGUGUUUCAAUACGGAUUGCCCAAUAAUUGGGCUCUAAACCGUUUGUGCAAUUUAUCUAGAGCUAGUUUGCGAUAGCAGGGUAACGUUAACGUUAGCUUUAUGGCAACGUGAACUACCAUUAAGACAAACUAGCAGUGUGCCAUUCUUACCGAUUUGUACAUUGUAGUUUGUAUGUAAAACAGACAGCAAAGACAUCAAACAUGAUUGUUAUACCGUAGAAUGUCAUCGUUAUGCAAGCUUAGAAACGCAUAGUGUAGUCUUGUGUGAUUCAGGAAGGAUUCCUGUCACGCCAUAGCUGAUAGUGACUUUUCAUCAUGUUCGUUGCGCCAUCCCUUAAUAUCAAUCAAGAGCCGUGCGGAGAUAAAGGCUCCCAAAGCUCAGUUUCCCGAGGCCGCUCUGGAUUAUGAGCUCGAGUAAGUCGACGCGCUACAAUCGAUUGUCUGGAGGCGCUGCAGUAGCAGCAGCAACAGCAGCUGCCACCAUCGCCAACGUCAACGCCAACAUUUCCUCCGCCGACAACAUCAACGGGAACAGAAUGGAGACUACUUUUGGCCCUACGUUUUCACCCGUUGCCCCGGUUGCAAAAGCGGAGACGUCCAACAAUUACAAACAGCACCGCAGGACCCCCUCAUCCUCCAGCACUUUGACGUACUCUCCCCGUGAUGAUGAUGACAUGCCCCCCAUCAGCACACCGCGGCGCUCCGACUCGGCCAUCUCUGUCCGCUCCCUGCACUCCGAGUCCAACAUGUCCCUCCGCUCCACCUUCUCCCUCCACGAGGAAGAGGAGGACACGGAGCCUCAGGUGUUUGCGGAGCAGCCUUCAGUGAAGCUGUGCUGCCAGCUGUGUUGUAGUGUUUUCAAGGACCCCGUCAUCACCACCUGUGGGCACACCUUUUGCAGGAGGUGUGCCUUGACUUCAGAGAAGUGUCCUGUGGACAACUCCAAGUUGACGGUGGUGGUGAACAACAUCGCCGUGGCGGAGCAGAUCGGCGAGCUCUUCAUCCACUGCAAGUACGGAUGUCGCCCGGCGGCGUCCGGCAAGCCCGGUGCCUUUGAAGUGGACCCUCUAGGCUGUCCCUUCACCAUCAAGCUCAGCACCAGGAAAGAGCAUGAGGUCAGCUGCGACUAUCGGCCGGUGCGUUGCCCUAACAACCCCAGCUGCCCGCCACUGCUCACCAUGAACCUGGAGGCUCACCUAAAGGAAUGUGAGCACAUCAAGUGCCCCCACUCCAAAUAUGGGUGCACCUUCAUUGGAAACCAGGACACGUACGAGACCCACCUGGAGGUGUGCAAGUUUGAGGGCCUGAAAGAGUUCCUACAGCAGACAGACGACCGCUUCCACGAGAUGCAGGUGACGCUGGCCCAGAAGGACCAGGACAUCUCCUUCCUGCGCUCCAUGCUGGGCAAGCUGUCUGAGAAGCUAGACCAGCUGGAGAAGAACCUGGAGCUCAAGUUUGAUGUUCUGGAUGAGAACCAGAGUAAGCUGAGCGAGGACCUGAUGGAGUUCCGCAGAGACGCCUCCAUGCUCAACGAUGAACUGUCACACAUAAAUGCCAGGUUGAACAUGGGCAUCCUAGGAUCCUAUGACCCUCAGCAGAUCUUCAAGUGUAAGGGCACGUUUGUGGGGCAUCAGGGCCCAGUCUGGUGUCUGUGUGUCUACUCCACGGGAGACCUACUCUUCAGCGGCUCCUCCGACAAAACCAUCAAGGUUUGGGACACCUGCACCACAUACAAGUGCCAGAAGACUCUGGAGGGUCACGAUGGCAUUGUGUUGGCAUUGUGCAUUCAGGGGAACCGUCUCUACAGCGGCUCGGCAGACUGCACCAUCAUUGUUUGGGACAUUCAGACGCUACAGAAAGUAAACACCAUUCGGGCUCAUGACAACCCUGUCUGCACGUUGGUUUCCUCGCACAACAUGCUCUUCAGUGGCUCCCUCAAGGCCAUUAAGGUGUGGGAUAUAGUGGGGACGGAGCUGAAGCUGAAGAAGGAGCUGACUGGCUUGAAUCACUGGGUGAGGGCUCUGGUGGCCUCCCAGAACCAUCUCUACAGCGGAUCCUACCAGACCAUCAAGAUCUGGGACAUUCGCUCCCUGGAGUGUGUCCACGUCCUGCAGACGUCAGGAGGCAGUGUCUACUCCAUCGCCGUUACCAAUCACCACAUUGUGUGUGGCACCUACGAGAACCUCAUCCACGUAUGGGACAUUGAGUCCAAGGAGCAGGUGCGGACGCUGACAGGCCACGUGGGUACGGUGUACGCCCUGGCCGUCAUCUCUACACCAGACCAGACCAAAGUGUUCAGUGCCUCUUACGACCGCUCCCUCAGGGUGUGGAGCAUGGACAACAUGAUCUGCACUCAGACACUGCUGAGGCACCAGGGCAGCGUGACUGCGUUGGCCGUGUCCAGAGGACGCCUCUUCUCAGGCGCUGUGGACAGCACGGUUAAGGUGUGGACUUGCUAAAGGAGGCCCAGAUAUUGCUGUAUCAUGAAUGGUUACCAGCAGACAACGGUUCAUGUAUCUUCAGUCCUGAGCCGAAGUUUUCAAAGUAAACUCCAAAACACACUUUCGAUGUACUCUGUUGACGUACAGUGUGAUUUUACAGUGACAUUUCAGAGAAGACGCAGUUUUUUUUCUGAGCAGGUUUUUAAAAAAACACAAAAAAGAACCCACACCUCCGGGAUUCUUCUGAUCCCGAGAUGAACUUGAACCUGUGGUCCUUUUUGAAUGCCAAAAGGAUUUCCGUAGGCCGCAGAGGAUCAUGGGAAGUCUGAUUUGUGUUUUUAUCGUGGGUACAGCUGAAAUGAAGCUGGACUGUUUGCCUUAAUCGCAUGUUCUGUCAGUGGGCUCUGGGAUCGGACUCCACUUUGUCACCAAAACGUCUUUUUAAUUAAGAAUCGACGCCACACCGGAAUCAUGUCAUGUCAUAACAAUUGUGUUUUUAAUGCUUGUAAAUAAGUCCUUGCUUUUUUUGCUCAUGGAAAGAGACAUGAAUUUUAACCUGGACCUUAAGGAAGAGAGACAGAAAGGGUGAAUGACCCUGAAAGACCAAGAAAGCAUGGCUUUCAGAUGAGUGCUGAUCUUUGCAGUGUUCUGUACCUACUGUAUGGCUGUACUUCUGUAGGUGUUGGGGGUGGGGUGGGGGAUGAGGGCAGAGUCCAGUGCCUGUUCAUCAUUUGCGGUUGCCAUGGCAGUAUUCUUCUCAGCCAGCACUCUCUGAGUGGUCAUCAGUGCUGUGCAGUGCAGUGCUGUGCGGUACUGCUACUGACUUGUGAUGUGGGUACUGGCUGUGUGAUCUGAAAAAUGCAGUUUUGUUUUAUUUGUUUAUUUUUGAUUCAUGUGUGCCUGCAACCAACACACUCCCAGUUACCAUUUCCCCCUUGACUGUUCCACAAUUACUUACACACACACACACACACACACACAAACACGCGCUCACACACACAUAUACACGCCGCCCCCUCCCUUUUUGCACCAGUGCACCUAAAGACUUUUUUGCGCUUUGACACACUUGAAACACUUUGAUCACUAGGGGUGGGAACCUGAUGCCUCUGGAGUCAGAAGUGGACACUAUUCAAUUUGGCCACUCUAUGACAAUUCAGCUCUGGACUAUAUCAAAAUAUCAGUUGGCUUUGUUUGCUUUGAUAAGUUGUAAGAUAAAAAAUCAAGCAGUGUAAAAUGAAUCACUAUCAGAAUCUAGAAAAGGGAAAAUAAUUUGUCACCCAAGUAAGGUACAUCGUCUAAUGAAAAUGAAUUGAUUGAAUUUAGUUAUUCACAAUUUUCCACAUAAUGUACUGUAACACUAAAGAGAGGUAUUGCACCAUGUGUAUGGGCCAACUCUCCCUUGUGAUCACUGUGUCUGGCUUUCUCCACAUGCUAGUAUACACCGCUAAUGUCUUUUGUGUUUUAGUUCCGAGUGCCAGAUAAGCAUCUUAAAAGCUUGAGUGCCAUUUCUGCUUCUCGGGGGAAGGCCACGCUACUGCUGCUGCUACUGCUUUCUUUGAAUUCAGCCUUUAAGAACUCGUUUUUUCCCAAGUGCGUUCACUGCAUAACCGCCUUUUUCAUCACAAUACACACACACACACACACACACGUAGAUGUAUAUAUUGAUGUAUAUGGUAUUAUGCAGUAUUUCCAUGUCAAAGGUUCUAUGGCUUUGCUCACUCUGCACCAGACCGUGUGCCCUCAGUUCUGUCAUGGUUUGCCCAAACGGGCAGUGCUGCCAGGCUAGGCGCCUUUUUUUUGUUGUCCCAGAAAUGCCAUGUGUCUGUCCACUGUAAAUCAUCAGUAUGCAAACCUUUAAGAAAGUUGCAGCAGUAAGGGUUUUGCGGGGGUGGGGGGGGACAACUUGUACAGCGCAGCCUGUUGUCAGAGCAGUGUGUGUGAUCUCAUCAAGCCUCAUUGGCAGCUCUGAAUUGGCGUCAGAUUGCUUUUAAUGUAGCGAGAGAGAACGCCACGUUCUCUGUUCAGGAGGUUUGCACUGCUGAGGCAACACGUACACGUGAGGUGGACAUGGAGCACCAGGCAACCCUAGGCCUAAUGGCAGGGCUGUAGCAGCGGCCUGAUGCUGUGAUCUAUCUGGUGGUGUGGUGGAGGGUUCGAUCCUCCGACCCAGGCACUUCCAGAUGCCUGAGGCAUGACACCAAAGUCUGGGAAGCUCUCGACCAGGCGCAGUGGGGGUUGGUUGGAUAGAUGGAUGGGGAUUGGCUUGGCGCUGGGGCAGGGUGAGCAGCACAGCCUUGUAUGGGAAUGUUGCAAAGUGUACUUGCUCUUGCUGUGCCAAUGAUGCGAUCCAGCCAGGUUCCUUUCUCAGGCCUUGAGCACCACCAGCUCAGUCGGAUGGCUCCAGCAGCCUCCUCAGCCCACCCCACUCAGAGGACGGAUGGGUGGGGGUCAGUGUGCUGUGGAGUGGGGAGGGUGGGAGACCUGCUGGGGCUCAGGGUUGGGUUUUCUCUUCUUUAACCACCAGGAAAGAAAAAAAUAAAACAAAAGCAGAACAUCACUUGUGUAAAGAAAUAUGACAAUAAAAUCAAAACAAAUUUGAAAAUAAAAUCAUGCAAGCCUGAUUUUACCAUUAAAGCAUUAUACGUUUUUGAA
Molecule: messenger RNA, 5149 nt
Organism: Alosa sapidissima (American shad)
Lineage: Eukaryota; Metazoa; Chordata; Actinopteri; Clupeiformes; Clupeidae
Gene: traf7
Product: TNF receptor-associated factor 7
Exons: 21
Coding region: 461-2515 (684 amino acids)
Biological process (GO): ribosomal large subunit assembly; Notch signaling pathway
Cellular component (GO): nucleolus
Molecular function (GO): protein binding
Source: RefSeq, a predicted model, not a curated record